GUUCACAUUUGGUUUCAAUGGAAGUUGAGGGAAUUCACAGCAUUUUUGAGGAGGGACUCACCACUUUGCAGGAUUGAGUCCUAACAGUGCACUAUUCCCAGGACCCAGAGCAGAAUUUAAUACAGCAUAUGGUCUGUUUAAAGUAAAGAUGUCUUUAAAUCCAUCUACAUUUUUGAACCAAGAAAGCCAUCAGAAAUUAAAAAGAAAUUUUGAAUGUUUGAAAAAUUCACAACAACAGACUACUUCAUCGCUUCAAGAUAACCCACUUCAGAAUUUACAGUUAGCAUCCUGGGAAGUUCUUGAAAAGGCCCAAAAAAGUGGGAGAUCAAAGUGCCCAAGAUGCGGUAGUUCAAGGAUGUUUUAUUGUUAUUCAUGUUAUGUUCCAGUUGAAACGGUGCCUACCAAAGAAAUUCCAGUUGUGAAGCUUCCCUUGAAGAUUGACAUAAUUAAACACCCAAAUGAAACUGACGGCAAAAGCACUGCUGUCCAUGCUAAACUCCUAGCGCCUGAAGAUGUGACCAUUUAUACAUAUCCUUGCAUUCCGGACUAUGAAGAAAAAAGACAUGAAAUUGCACUUAUCUUUCCUGGUCCUAACUCAAUUUCGGUAAAAGAUAUUAUUCUCCAUCUGGAAAAAAAUGUUAGUUGUGGCAAUGAUGAUUCUUCGUCAGAGCCAUUUCUCAAGAAACCAAAAAUAGAAACAAAAGAAGAUCGAAACCUAAGUGAAUACAAAUCAAACAGCAGGAGUGAAGACACUGUACUGAAGAAAGUAAUAUUUAUUGACAGUACUUGGAAUCAAACCAACAAAAUAAUCACUGAUGAGCGACUUCAAGGGUUACUACAAAUUGAGUUGAAAACAAGGAAAACUUGCUUUUGGCGUCACCAGAAAGGAAAGCCAGAUACGUAUCUUUCUACAAUUGAAGCCAUUUAUUAUUUUCUUGUGGAUUAUCACCAGGAGGUUUUAAAAGAGAGCUACAAAGGACACUAUGACAACUUGCUUUUUUUCUUUUCAUUUAUGUACACAUUGAUAAAAAACGCCAAGAAUUCUGCAGGAAAAGAAUAAGCCAAGACAUCUAUUCGUUUGUUUUUCUUUAUUAUAAUUAAAGUGUAAUAUAAUUUUUUGUCUAAAUGACACUUGAGAGUUCAAUAAUAAAACCGUGUAUUACACUC
Molecule: messenger RNA, 1167 nt
Organism: Mauremys mutica (yellowpond turtle)
Lineage: Eukaryota; Metazoa; Chordata; Testudines; Geoemydidae
Gene: DTWD1
Product: DTW domain containing 1
Exons: 5
Coding region: 149-1060 (303 amino acids)
Biological process (GO): tRNA modification
Cellular component (GO): nucleus
Molecular function (GO): tRNA-uridine aminocarboxypropyltransferase activity
Source: RefSeq, a predicted model, not a curated record